GGGGGGGGUAGGGGGGGGUGGUGAUGAUGAUGAUGAUGAUGAAGUCCGGAGCCGCGGUGAUGAAGAGGACGGUGAUGAUGGUGAAGCCCAGCCUGGGGCGCGUGCUCCUCAUCACACUCACCGGAUCUCUCUUUAUUCUCAUCUUAUACUUACAGAGCAGCGCGAGCACCGGAACAGAACACCGUUUUAAAAGAACCGGUUUGCCAGGAAAGCUGAGGAGGUCUCCACUGCAGACUCGGGUCGAUGAAGAUCAGUGGGAUCUUUCUGCUGUCGGGACGACCCUAAAGGCUCGCCGAAAGUUUGUGGAUGAAGCCUGUCGCUCUCACACACGUAAGCGGCGUGUCCUGGGCCCUGAGGACCUGCGCCAUCUGCUGGUGGACGACCGACAUAGUAUGCUUUACUGCUACGUACCCAAGGUGGCCUGCACCAACUGGAAGCGAACGUUGAUGGUCCUGACGGGUGACGGACGUUACCGUGAUCCACUCGCCAUCCCCGCUAAUGAGGCGCACGCUCCGGGCCGGCUGCGCUCGCUCUCGGAGUACUCCAAAGCCGACAUUAACCGCCGUCUUCGCACCUACCUGAAGUUCAUAUUCGUGCGUGAUCCUUUCGAAAGACUCGUCUCGGCGUAUCGCAACAAAUUCACACGGAGCUACAACACGGCCUUCCACAAACGCUACGGCACCAAGAUAGUGCGGCGUCACCGCGCCAACCCUCAGCCCGAGGCGCUGGAGAAGGGAAGCGACGUCUCGUUCGAGGAGUUCGUGUACUACCUGGUGGACCCGCGGACUCAGCGCGAGGAGCCGUUUAACGAGCACUGGGAGCGAGCGCACACUCUGUGCCACCCCUGCCUCAUUCACUACGACGUGGUGGGCAAAUACGAGAGCCUGGCAGAGGACUCACGCUACGUGCUAAAGCUAGCCGGGGCAGAAAGAGAAGUGAAGUUUCCUGCGUCGUCGAAGAGUGUGAGGACCACCGAGAGCAUGGCAGCCAAGUUCUUCAGCAAUAUCAGCCCCUUCUAUCAGAAGAAGCUCUACAAUCUGUACCGCAUGGACUUCCUUCUGUUUAACUACUCGACGCCGACCUACCUGAAGUUCAGAUGAGACGAGCUGUGUGGAUUUUAGACACCACUGUGUUAGAUUCUCUGGCUGAUCUGUGGAUCUGCUGCUAGCGGCUCUCAGGGGAACUCUUAGAGGAACUGAUUGCUGCAGGUGUCCUGCACGUCUUCCCAGAACUCCUCAGUGACUCCUCUGUGUUCAGUGCCUCUGCUCGCUCACGUCGACUAACUGGAGCGGGAUUCCUCGUUAGCCGACGGGGAGACGAUUUCACAGCGUUUUAGCUCCUGCUUAUGUUUUUAUAAAUAUUUAUGUUUUAAUGUAUUUAUUCUACAGUUUAUACAGUGAACUGAAGUAUGAGGUUUGUUUUUAGAGCUGUGAAUGUUUCCUCCAUAAAAAAACUUGACCAAUCACUAUCCAUCCUCCUUGUUUCUGUUUUUUUUUUCUUUACAUCAGCGCCCUCUAAAGGCUGAGCUAGAAGUCACAACCUGAAUCAGGAGAACAUCUGACCUUUUCCAGUUUAACUGGGCGAGGAAGCAUCUUUCAAAGAAACCUCAUCUGACCACACUAAAGGUCUUCCAAAAGUGCACUUAACUCUUACAGACCACACCUUCAGGUUACAGGGAGGAGAACCUGUGCUCUAGAUGGAGUGUAAAGUUAGAGAUGUUGAGGAGAUACUGUGGAGAUUGAGAGAUUUUGCUGCAGAAGCUCCAGGCCCGUAAACGGGAAGCCGAAUAUUUAUAGGAAGUAGAUGUGAAGAAAGUUGGAGCUUCUACCAAACAUCAGUUUAUUUAUUUAAAGUUCCUUAAAGAGCAGUGUGUCCGACUACAGACUACUGAGAGAAGUUCACACACUUCAGAACAUGAAGGUCAGGGCAGAAUCAGGCUUUCAGGGGUUUCAGGAGCUUUUUCUGGAGCAGAAUGAUCACACA
This is a messenger RNA of Clarias gariepinus (North African catfish), 1983 nucleotides long. RefSeq names its product carbohydrate sulfotransferase 11 (gene chst13). Gene Ontology annotation, biological process: proteoglycan biosynthetic process; carbohydrate biosynthetic process. The coding region runs from base 24 to 1100 and encodes 358 amino acids. The record is from RefSeq and is a predicted model, not a curated record. Gene Ontology annotation, cellular component: membrane. NCBI's taxonomy places the organism in Eukaryota, Metazoa, Chordata, Actinopteri, Siluriformes, Clariidae. Gene Ontology annotation, molecular function: sulfotransferase activity. The transcript is spliced from 3 exons.